AAAUUCCGCAAAUCUUACAUCACUGAUAUGGCGGCAAGCUAGGUGCAGGUGACAAGAGUGACAGUCGAUCUUAUGUUGACGUCUCAUUUCCUGCAAAAUUUAGUCCGCAUAAAUGGAAGAUUAUCGUAUUCUUUCACUUUGUACUCUAUAAGUAUCGAAACUAUGUUUUUUCACAAACAUUUAAUAUGUAAUCCUCAAAGGAUAUAAACGAACAAGUGUCGUUCAACGAGAUAUUUAUAUUGAUAAAUGAGCAAAAAUGAGAACUAAGAAGAAGUUGAUGAUCGUCAAUAUAGUCUUGCUCAUUAUCUGCUGCCUUCUGGGGUACUUUCUUAUGGAGUUGAUACUUUCUCCACGUAGACAAGGGUCUGUUAACGAUAAUCAAUGGUUGCCCUUUGAGAACAGACUCGCCAAGUUAGAAAAAGAUUUUAAUAAGCAUCACGAAGUUGUAAAUGCAUUGAGAGAAGUGGCUGAGGCAAAGAAUUUCGUACCUAUAGAUAAAAUAUACAUUAAUCAUAAUACUCAGUCUGUGUCACCUGUAUUGCCUCAAAGCGGCAAAGUGCUUAAAUGUAACUUCAAUGUACAGAAGAUUCCUGAGGUGGAUAUCCAAAUGUUGGAUUUGUACAGACAAUUGGAGUUCGAUAAUGUAGACGGUGGCGUGUGGAAACAAGGAUGGGAGAUAACGUACGACGAGAAACAGUGGCAUCCAAAUAGAAAACUGAAGGUAUUCGUAGUCCCGCACUCUCACAACGAUCCUGGAUGGCUGAGCACCUUCGAAAAGUAUUACACGCUUCAGACACGGAACAUAUUAAAUAAUAUGGUAACAAAAUUGGCAGAGGAUAGAAGGCGAAAAUUUAUUUGGGCGGAGGUAUCGUUUUUUCAACUUUGGUGGGACGAGCAAUCUAAGACGACACAGAAUUUAGUUAGACGUUUAAUUCACGACGGUCAGUUGGAAAUAGUAGCGGGUGGAUGGGUGAUGCCGGACGAAUCAGUUUCCCAUUGGACAUCCCAGCUUGUUCAGCUCACCGAAGGUCAUCAAUGGCUAAAGUAUAAUUUAGAUUAUACGCCGAACUCGGGAUGGGCGAUAGAUCCCUUCGGCCUCUCCCCGACCAUGCCUUAUCUUCUAAAGAAGGCAGGUUUGGAGAACGUACUUAUACAAAGAGUUCAUUACUCCGUUAAAAAGAUAUUGGCCAGAACAAAGCAACUCGAGUUUCGUUGGAGGCAGUUGUGGGACAACGAUGGAUCGACGGAGAUCUUCACGCACGUAAUGCCGUUUUAUAGUUACGACGUUCCGCACACUUGCGGGCCGGAUCCGAAAAUCUGUUGCCAGUUCGAUUUCUACAGACUACAGAAUUUCGGACUUAGCUGCCCAUGGAGGAUAGCCCCGCGAACGAUAACCAAGGCAAACGUCGCGGAGAGAGCGGCUCUUCUAUUAGAUCAAUAUCGCAAGAAAGCUCAACUUUUUAAGACCGAUGUAGUGUUAGCUCCGCUGGGAGACGAUUUUAGAUAUACACAUUUCACCGAAUGGGACGCACAGUAUAAGAAUUAUCAAAGGCUCUUCGAUUACAUGAAUAAGAAUCAACAGAUGAACGUUCAAAUCAAAUUCGGAACGUUAAGCGAUUACUUCGACGCUAUCAGAGAGAAGCAUAACUUGAACGAGUUUCCUACAUUGUCUGGUGAUUUCUUCACUUACUCCGAUAGAGACGAUCACUAUUGGAGCGGGUAUUAUACAUCGAGACCUUUCCAUAAACGAUUAGAUCGCGUAUUGAUGAGUUUACUCAGAGCGUCGGAAAUAUUGUCUACCGUUGCGUGGACCAAAGGUAGUGAAAAUGUAGUGGAAGGUGCGCUUGCGGAACGAUUGAAUAAAGCGAGAAAAUGGCAUUCUCUAUUCCAACAUCACGAUGGUAUCACCGGAACUGCCAGAGACGAAGUUGUUAUAGAUUACGCUAAAAAGAUGAUAACGGCUUUAAACAAUUCCGCGCACGUGCUACAACAAUCGAUGGUGCAUUUAUUAAAGACUUCGCAAGAAGCUACGGUCGACGCCGAUACUUUAUACAUCUCGCUGGAUGAAUCAAGAUUGCGUCACACAAGCGCUGGAGACAAACACGUGUUGAUGUUGGGAGACGAGAAUCCCUUGAAAAAAGUUAUACUGUACAAUUCGAUACCGAGGCAGCGGACGAGAGUACAGACGCUGGUUGUGUCUACUCAGUAUGUUAAAGUGACAGAUCGUAUGGGACAACCAGUGCAAUGUCAGGUCUCACCGAUCUGGAUCGGACCUGCCGCUUUAACUGCCACGAGAUUCGAGUUGUCAUUCUUGGUAACUGUACCCGGGUUCGGCAUCACGACGUACAUAAUUCAUGCCCUGCCUAAAUCAUCGUUCCCGCAGGAAGUUCACGUUGCGAAUGUAACAGUAUACAAUACGGACAUAAAUCUUCCAAAACUGGCAGGUUUCAACGAGAUCCAAGUGAUACCGAACGCGCAAGAGUUCUCGAUUACGCAGCGAGCUGAGUUAUCCGCAUCAUUCGGGAAGCUGGGCCUUUUAAAAGCUUUAAGAGUCGGCAAUACGACGGUACCCGUUCAUUUAGAAUUCGUUAAAUACGGUACCAGAGGGUCUGGUAAAGAUAAAAGUGGGGCCUAUUUAUUUUUACCCGAUAAACCGGAACCGGACUUAGUACAAGCAGAUAACAAGUGCAUCAUACACUUAAUCAACGGACCCAUCGUGUCGAAAGUAUUCGUAGAGCUGGCGUAUAUACGCCACACUUGUACGUUGUACAAUUCUCCUGGUGCCGACGGACUCGGUUUACACAUAAAUAAUGAGAUUAACAUAUCGGAAACGCAGAAUUAUGAACUCGCCAUGAGACUCAGGACGGAUAUAGCUUCGGGCGAUCAAUUUUAUACCGACUUAAACGGGCUUAAUAUGAUUAAGCGUCAAAGGUUUCCGAAGCUACCUACGCAGGGGAACUAUUACCCGAUGGCAGCGAGCGCGUAUAUAGAAGAUAAGAAAAUUAGAUUGACCGCGGUCACGGCUCAACCGUUGGGUGUAAGUUCGAUGGCGCCUGGACAAAUUGAGAUCAUGCAGGACAGGAGAUUGCUUCAAGAUGAUAACAGAGGGCUUGGUCAAGGCGUCACCGAUAAUUUAUUAACGAAUCAUGUAUUCAUGCUCGUUAUUGAAAAACGAAGACCUUUCUGCGUGUCGUCGACGCCUUCGGCGAAUUAUCCGUCGGGAGUACUGUCGUUAUAUGGCCAUUUAGCGUCAGAAGAAUUGUUACAUCCUAUUAUAGCCAUGCAUCCGCGUAGCCCGUUACCUUUCAAUUUACACGCGUACUUCUCGCCACUUCGUUACGACUUCCCCGCGGAUUUGAGCAUCGUCAGCUUCCGAGUGUUCCUCGUGCCCGAAGGCGCCGGCAAAGGUAUUGGGAUGGUGCUACAUCAAGCAGCUUUAGACACGUGUUGGAAUGAUAAUUCUUAUUCACGUAACUUCAAUACCUCCGAAUCCGUAGAAGUCGAUUUAACAAAAAUCUUUAAUUACAUAAAUGACUGGGUUAUCAGUAAAGCUCCUCUCACAUUCCACAACGUAGGACCAUCGUUGAAAUCGCCUAUCGUUCAUUUGUGUCCGCAUCAAAUAUUGUCAAUUCUGUUCCAUAAAACGCGGUCUUAGGGCGCAGAAUCUUUGGUCUGUUCUUGGGCUCGUUUAAGUAAAUAUAGCUUUCUGUUCAUUAUUCUAGUAUCAACGGCCUUACUUAAAAUGAUGUAGUCCACCUGUUCCGAUGCCGGCGGGCUAGUUUUGUCCAUCUUGUAGCUGAAACAGUAUUAAACGAAUCUUUACCACGAUUCUCGUACUCUGUUUCCGUUGAUCCGCGCAAUUUUUGUUAGAAUCAUUCAAAUUAAUUCAGAUACUUAUCAAGUGUUUGAUACACUUAUAGACAAACUCGAAAUAUUAUUUAUUAUCGUAUAUACGGUGGAGUCCAUAAAUAUUCGUACACAUUUCGAAAUUGAAUGACUUUCUUAAUAUUGGAUUUAACAAAUUAAUUUCUUUGUAUGCUUAAAGAAUUAAAGAAAAUUGCUAGAGAUUUAGAAAGAGAAAAGUAAAGGGCACAAUAUUUACAUUUUAUUAAUCUUCAAUCGUUUAUGGUUCCUAAGAACGUCAACUAAUUUUAAUGACAUUUUAUACGUACAUAUAUCAUCUUUCGAUAUCCAAAAAGCAAUUUUGAAUUUUUAUUAGAG
Molecule: messenger RNA, 4221 nt
Organism: Ceratina calcarata
Lineage: Eukaryota; Metazoa; Arthropoda; Insecta; Hymenoptera; Apidae
Gene: alpha-Man-IIa
Product: alpha-mannosidase 2
Exons: 8
Coding region: 257-3655 (1132 amino acids)
Biological process (GO): mannose metabolic process; protein deglycosylation; N-glycan processing
Cellular component (GO): Golgi membrane
Molecular function (GO): carbohydrate binding; alpha-mannosidase activity
Source: RefSeq, a predicted model, not a curated record